AACCCACCCACCCAGUCAGCCAUGGAAGAGUUUGGGUCAGCGUUGGAGAAGAAUGUGGCCGAUUUAACGGUUAUGGACGUGUAUGACAUAGCCGCGGUGGUGGGCCAGGAGUUUGAGCGGAUCAUUGAUCAGUAUGGAUGCGAGGCUCUGUCCAGGCUCAUGCCAAAAGUGGUGCGGGUGCUGGAGAUCCUGGAGGUGAUGGUCAGUAGGAACAGCAUCAGCCCGGAGACAGAGGAGUUGAGGCUGGAACUGGACAAACUACGACUGGACCGGAUGGACCGGCUGGAGAAAGAGAAGAAACACAAGAAGGAGCUGGAGCUGGUAGAAGAUGUAUGGAGAGGGGAGGCCCAGGACCUGUUGUCUCAGAUCGCUCAGCUUCAGGAAGAGAACAAAACACUCCUUACGAACAUGUCCAUCAAAGACCCCAUGAGUGAAGAGGACCUGCAGAGGCACGAAGGUAUGUCGGAGCGGGAGCGCCAGGUGAUGAAGAAGCUGAAGGAGGUGGUGGACAAGCAGAGAGACGAGAUCCGAGCCAAAGACCGCGAGCUCACGCUCAAGAACGAGGACGUUGAGGCACUCCAGCAGCAGCAGUCUCGUCUGAUGAAGAUCAACCAUGACCUGCGCCACAAGAUCUCCGUGGUGGAAGCUCAGGGGAAAGCCCUCAUCGAGCAGAAGGUGGAACUGGAGGCGGGAGCUCAGACACGUGUACAGGAAAUGGGAGCACUUCGGCAGGAAGUAACACGUUUAAGGGAGCGCCUGCAAGGAGACACGCCUCAGGGUUUAGAGGAGCCUCCUCCCCAGCCCCCCUCCCCCGCACAGCCUGGUAGCCCCUGCUCCUCAGAGGUGGGGGCUCAGGGUGUGGGCUGGCCAGAACCAGACAGACACUACCACCCUGAGCUGAUGUUGGGGGGGUACGAUCCGGCCCUGCGCCUCCCGUCCCUGGAUGACGAUGAUGAGGAUGUAGAGGAAGAGGCAGUGUUGUUAUGGGAGGCGAUGUGUGAUGAGGACACACCUGCUCUGUUCCAACACUUUACCAAGGAGGCGCUAUGUGAUGAGGAGGGGGGAGGCCUGGACCAGAAGGAUCCCAACAGGCCCCGGUUCACACUGCAGGAGCUGAGAGACGUUCUGCACGAGAGAAACGAGCUCAAGGCCAAAGUGUUCAUGCUGCAGGAGGAGAUCGCCUACUACAAAAGUGAAGAGGCGGAGGACGAGACCGGCCCCCCAACUCCUUCCCCUUCUCCCGAACAACUGAGGGCGCGGCCCCGACCCAAUGCACAGCCCGAGUCAGGAAUCAAACGCCUGUUUAGCUUCUUCUCUCGCGACAAGAGGCGGAACUCCCAGCGGAAUGCACAGUUUGAAGACAGCUUCAGCUCGUGGGCGGGAAAGGAUGAGGUGUACACCGAACAAGCCCAGGAGGCUUUGCAGCACAUAUAGGGCACGUUCCUCUGACCGGGCAUUGUUGACGCCUGCCAGAUCUUACAACGCAUGGAUAGGUAUUUUAAGUAUCAGCUAACCACAUCACAUGUUAUAGCAAUCUGUCAGGCGAUGAAAUAGUCAAUGACGUGGAACGUGACGUCGUAAUUGGACAGCGCUUUAUGAUGAGGUCACUCAGAACCAUCUCACUGUAAUGCCCCGCUCAUGCCCACCAUGUGAGCUGCAGCAGCACUUAAGGGACAGUUCGAAAUUUACUGGGGUGGGGAGUUGGUCCAAAAUAGGGGAGGGUUGUCAAACAUAUUUUUUUGCUUUGGGGAGGGUUGUGUGAUUUUUUUUUCUAUUGGGCACAGAGGAGGGUGGUGUAUUUUUUCCCUGGUUUACAUUCCCCAUUUAGCAGGUUUUACUAUAUAAUGUCUUCCAUAUAGUCACAUUUCCUCAUCUGUUUGCUUGCACCUCCCCUAUCAAGGUGUUUUGGUACUUCCCUUAUGCACUACACUUUUCUGCAUGAUUACUAUACAGUCGACUCUAUCCUGCCCUCUAUACAUAGUGACAAUAGUGGAUCUGCAAUAAGUUAACUAGCAAUCAUACCACAUAAUAUCAUUCAAAUCUGCACCGAUUUUCAAUAUAAAUCCACAAGAACAAAAACGAAUAGCUGAUGGGCAGUAGAGACGCCAAGGUCAUCAUUGGGCAGGAAAGAACAGUCAAGACAUGAUAUAUGCAGCUCAAAAAGCUCUCCUAUUCAUCUUGUUUAGGCCAAACACAUUUGAUCUACUAUAUAACUGAUUCCCCUCUUCACAGUUCUAAAAAUAGUCAAACGUUUAAUAAAAUAGUGACGAAUUUAAUUCAAAUGAAUCGAUUCUUUUAAAUGAUUCUUUUUUACUAACUGAGCGAUGUGCUUCGCCAGGUCGCAGUUGUAAAUGAGAACUUGUUCUCAACUGGCCUACCUGGUUAAAUAAAAAAAAUUGUACAGUAGUAGUUGGGGUUAAAUUGUGGUGAAUCGAAUCAUGGGAAUCAAAAUAAUAAUUUGAGAAUCGCAAAUAGUAAAAGGAAACAAUUUAGCUGUAGCCUUCCUUUCGAAUUGUGUCGAUGCAAAACUCUUUGUUGAUACUUUAAGUUGAUUUGGACAUUCAAUUUAUGGGACGUUGCAACUCAAUAGAUGCUAGUAGUCAGCCUGAAUUACACACUUCUAAUGGGAAGACUAGAAAAUCCGCGGUGCAUGCUGAAACAGUCAUUUACAAUGCUGAAACAGUCAUUUACAACGUUUCCCCCGCAAACCUUCCAAUUAAAUGUUGACUGCAAAAGUAGGCCUACCUGGGCAGAAUGAUAUCAUGAAGAUUGGUAUCAAUCGGGUGCACAUUUGUUUUGCAUACUCUGCCAUCACAUGUGCAGUACAGAAACCUGACAGGAACCCUUCUAGCCUAACACAAAUGGACUGUGAGUGAAAUUUAGCGGGGACAUGCUUUCAAUGGUGUUCUCCAACACCUGAAACCAAUAUAGUGGAUUAGGGGGGUACCCUGACUGGGACUCAAACCCUGGUGACUGUCAUUCCAAACCCAUUAUACUGUCACAAUCCUCGCUGUAUGAGCCAUGAUACAAUUAAUACCAAGUGAGUUAACCCUAUUGGCACGAUGCAUAGGGUGUUUGCCUUUGACGCCAGUGACCGGGUUUCACUUCCUUGUCCUGUUGUUUGCUACAUUCGUGUCAAAAUUGGGAAUACAAAGAGGCUAACAUCUCUUGGUGAGGCCGCUAGGUCUUGUACAAAGUUUUUUUGUAUUAAUGAAUACAACUUUAUUUUUAAUUUUUAUUAUGAAUAUAUGUUUAUUCGCUGUCUCGCAUCAAAUUAAUCCAUUAUUCAGUUAAUUACAUGUGUAUGGCCUUGGGGACAAUACAUGAUCCUACCAAGACACCACAAUGCAAUGAUUUUAAGGUCUACAAAGGCACAGUACAAGGACAGUCUGGCUGUGUUUUUACUUCUGAUACUGAUGCGCUGUCUGUUGUCGAUCAUCAUUCUCCCAGCAGGCCCACUUAUUCGGGAAAGCUUAAAGCGCGUUCUGCCUCCUUUCCGAUCUGAUCGGCUAUUCCUCGAACCUAACGCUUCAUUAUAGGCUAAAUAUUUGUCAUUUCAACUUUUAAAACGUAUUACAUUUUAUAUGUGGCAUAACCACAACCAGUCAACAAUGUUUUAAUCUGAUUAGUUUACUUCAAAAGUCUCCUGUAGGCUACCUGCGCAUGUUCAUCCACUCCGCUCUAAUAUAAUUCCAGCAUCCAAACUGCAACGGACAUUCAAUCUGUUACAAAACCACAAAAAGUUUCCCGACAUUCGGAGAUUGUCAUGCCAAGCGAUCGACACUGAGUAGGAAGCGGCGUAUUUUCAGUUUGUCAAGAUCUACAUACUCUUAUUUGAUUUUGGUGUUGAAAACGCAAUCCAUGAUGAAACGCUCAAAGUCGGCAAUCGGUAUGCAGUUAUUUGUUGCUUAUUGGUUGUGUGUGGUACAUUGGCAAAGAAACUUGUUAGUCUAACAUUUGUUGCAUAUAUUUGAUAUAAUUAGAAAUAUAGCAUCAAAAUGUUGAAAAUCCGAUUUCCCCCUAGCUGAUCAUUGUCUGCAGCCGCCUCUGAUCGUAGUGUAAUGAGUCAGGGAGAAGAGUGAGCUUGUGAACCCUCAACCUUCUGAUUUUUUUCCCCCCAUACUACAAUCUAUGCAUUGUGAUAAUUGUUUGCUCUAUACCCUUUUUUCAUGUGCCUUGCGACCGUGAUAUAUAGGCCUAAAGGCCGAGACAAUAAGAAGACACAGUGGCAGAAUAAAUUCAACCACACCUUCGUUUCAUCACAAAACCGGAGAGCAAACUCUGUCCAGUGAAGUCCACAAAGCAUUUUGCACAUAACAAACCGUUAUAUGACCUAUAGCAUGGUCAAGCAAGUUAAUGUUUUCUGACAGUUUCGGACCACUAAACAACUAUUGAUUUAGAACCACGGAGAGUUGCCGCAAGUCGCAAAGAAAACAGGAGCUGUCUCCACUAUUCCAGCAACAUUACUGUGCCUGCUGCAGUAUAGUGAUUUUAUGACAUUGCUGCUUCUAAGUGACAGGACAGAGAGAGUUGAAGGUGAAGGGGGACAGAUUCCGUUUGACUUCUGGAAGAGAAAAAAAAACUCCCUAAUGCCUUUAUUUAUCCAAAAGUGAAACCCAGGAGAAUUGACAGAUGCACAGAGCGGUUCCCUUAAUGUUAGAACUGACAGAGACAGUAGGUGUAAGAGAGAGACAGAGUCAGGCUUGGUAAGGCUUGUGGAAAGUACAUAAAGUAUGGUUGAGAGGAGAGCGAGAUGGAGGAACCACGUGAGAAACAACAGAAAGAGAAUCACGAGUCACAGGUUUUAGAGAGGGAGGAGGAGAGUUAUGUCCAUUAAAGAAACGGAAUACGGACCCAGAUGUAGCAGACGCUGAUUAAUCUUCAUACACCCUUGACCUUGAGCUAGACCAGUCAUGUCCUCAGAGGCAGCUAGGGGGCGCUGUGGCUAGGCCCCUCUCACCAGCACUGGCUAAAAGGUGUGAACAUGCAGUAUGUGGUGGCGUUUUUAUUUAACAGAUUGACAUUGUACAUAAAAUAAUACGUGUUACUGGGUGUUGAGUUGGGAUUUUUGAAUUUCACACCUGGAACAUCCUGCCUAUUCCUUGACUGCAUGAUCAAACUAGAUGGUUGGUAACUCUAUUCUCAAUACAACUAUUUUGCUUCCCCAACAACAUGCUCUGCCAAAUACAUACUGUUGUUAGAAGUUUGGGCAGCCUUUUUAGAAUAAAAUGCCCAAGUUAGAGGUUUUAUAUUUUUCAAAUGGUGAAUUAAGCACAUAAAGUUAUAGUUUUACAAUGUCUUAUGGAAAUGGAUGUAUUGUGGAGUAUUUUUGUUUUGAAUUAAUUUAACCAGAUGCUGCUUGCUGCUGCUUUUUUGUUUUUCGGCAUUUUAUGGUGCCUUCAGGACUAGCCAAGUGGUGUACAUAUGAAGCAAAAGUAAACGGUGUUUGAUAUAUAACAUUUGAAUGGGCACCGUGCUGGAACCAAGUGCGACAAGACGAACAACACUCAAAUUUAGAUGCAAAUUACAAUGUUGUCGUGGAAUAUUGGGUUCAAACAAGGAGAAUAGUUUGCCAAACUCUGUGCUAUGGCUGUACGAUGGUUUGUGAGAAGCACAAUGGUCAGUGUGGACGAGGGAGCUUUUGGAUCCUGAGGAGUAGUUCUGACCACGUCAAUCAGACAUGAUGCUACAGCCUGACUAUGAGAACAUUGACACUAUUCUUAUGACCGAAGAACUGUUAAAUAAUUUAUUUUAGAAUGCAAGAGACAAAAUGAAGGUGCAAAAAUAGAGCAACGAUUAUUGUGACAAAAAGGAUUAAUAGUCCAGAGAAAGUAUAUAUUGUCUGCUGGUGGCAACAUCUACAACAUAAUUUACACAUAAAGGGAAAUAAAUAAUACAGUAUUGUUAUCUGAACAUGGGCAGAUGUGUCAUCAUAUACAAACUUUAUGGACCCCCUUCACACCUGGUGGUAGAUUUCUAUUGGAAGAAUUUCAGAUAUGAUGAAUGUCUCGUUGUUUUGAUACAGCUUGUUGCCUUUUAUUCAAAUAUGCCCUGUCAAUAAACAUUGUCAUCCCCAGAA
This is a messenger RNA of Oncorhynchus nerka (sockeye salmon), 6079 nucleotides long. It is a transcript of the gene rilpl1, whose product is annotated as Rab interacting lysosomal protein-like 1. Lineage: Eukaryota; Metazoa; Chordata; Actinopteri; Salmoniformes; Salmonidae. Gene Ontology annotation, cellular component: cytoplasm; ciliary basal body. Bases 22 to 1434 code for a protein of 470 amino acids. Gene Ontology annotation, molecular function: protein dimerization activity; dynein light intermediate chain binding; small GTPase binding. The transcript is spliced from 10 exons. The record is from RefSeq and is a predicted model, not a curated record. Gene Ontology annotation, biological process: cilium assembly.